This is a messenger RNA of Anopheles darlingi, 578 nucleotides long. RefSeq names its product ADP-ribosylation factor-like protein 16. Lineage: Eukaryota; Metazoa; Arthropoda; Insecta; Diptera; Culicidae. Gene Ontology annotation, molecular function: GTP binding; GTPase activity. Bases 24 to 578 code for a protein of 184 amino acids. The transcript is spliced from 2 exons. The record is from RefSeq and is a predicted model, not a curated record.
ACGUAUUUGAUAUUUUAUAAACCAUGUCUUACCUUUGUCUAGGGCCGAUGAGUGCGGGGAAAACUCUUUUACUUACUUGCCUGCAGAAGCCGGAAUCAGUCAACUUCACAUCCCACUCGGUGCCGAGCGUUGGAACCAAUUUGUACACCAUCAAAAUACCACCCAUCGUGAUCGAUGAAAAGGACGUGAAUCAAAAGAUACCACCGCCAGGAAAACGUAAAGAACUGGUACAGGUCCGCGAAGUGGGAGGAUGUCUCGCGCCAAUCUGGCGGGACUAUCUGCUUAAUCCCGUCGACAAGCUGAUUUACGUUGUCGAUACUUCGAACCUUUGCCAGAUUUCUGCUGCCGGUGUUCUUCUCUACUCUAUGCUGGCCGAGCCGAGACUACAGAAAACGAAGUUUCUUCUGGUGCUAUCGAAAAUGGAUCUCGCAUACCGGCAAAUGCGUAACGAAGCGUUACUAAUGCUACAGAUGGAAAAGUUCCAAAAGCAGAUACCCCAAAACAUUACGAUUGUGCAAUUUAGCGCGCUUACUAAGGAAGGAAUUGAUGAGAUUUACGAUUGGUUGGCAAUGAAUUAA